GGAGGGGCUGUGGCGGGCAGUCACGAGGCCUCCUCAUCAUGGCGGGUCCGUGAACCGCGCGCGCAGCCAGCGCGACAACCCUGUCAACGCGCGAGAACAUUUUGCUCCCUCCUGACUCCGCCCCUUGAACUCCUCCCUCCCUUCUCCCCCCCCUGCUUUCUCCCACCAGAUCCACCAGCCAAACUAGGCCGAAGCAGCGAGUGGAGGACCCAGGGGGAGCCGCCGCCGCCCAUCGCCCUCCCGGAGGCAGCCUGCAGGGUCGGCCUUGCCGGGGCCCCAAGCCGAGCAGCCGCCAUGCAGAUUACUCUGAAGACGCUGCAGCAGCAAACCUUCAAGAUAGACAUCGACGGCGAGGAGACGGUAAAAGCAUUGAAAGAGAAGAUUGAAUCAGAAAAGGGGAAAGAUGCUUUUCCUGUAGCUGGCCAAAAAUUAAUAUAUGCAGGUAAAAUUCUUAAUGAUGAUACUGCUCUUAAAGAAUACAAAAUUGAUGAAAAGAACUUUGUGGUGGUUAUGGUGACAAAACCCAAAGCAGCAGCUACUCCAGCUCCAUCCCCAGCUGCAACACAGCAGUCCAGUGCUACUACCACAACUGUUAGUUCUUCUACGAUAGCUGCUGCAGCCCCCACACCAGCACCUGUCUCAGCCCCUGCUCCAGUUUCAGCUCCUGCACCAGUUGCUCCAACACCAGCUGCAGUGGCUUGUGAACCUGCGCCAGUAAGUGCCCCUGUAGAAGAAGAGAAACCAGCAGAGAAGCCAGUAGAAACACCAGCUGCCACAAGCCCAACCUCUACAGAUAGUACAACAGGUGAUACUUCACGAUCAAAUCUCUUUGAAGAUGCUACUAGUGCACUUGUUACAGGUCAGUCCUAUGAAAAUAUGGUGACUGAGAUCAUGUCAAUGGGUUAUGAGAGAGAGCAAGUAAUUGCUGCAUUGAGAGCCAGCUUCAACAAUCCUGACAGAGCGGUGGAAUAUCUUCUAAUGGGUAUCCCUGGCGACCGAGAGAGUCAAGGUAUGACUGAUCCUCCUCAGGCAGCUAGUACUGGUGCUUCUCCAUCCUCAGCAGUGGCAGCAGCGGCAGCAACUACAACUACUACUACUACAACUACAACUAGCUCUACAGGAGGACAUCCACUCGAAUUUUUACGGAAUCAGCCUCAGUUUCAGCAGAUGAGACAAAUUAUUCAGCAGAAUCCAUCUCUCUUGCCUGCGCUGCUACAGCAAAUAGGGCGGGAAAAUCCUCAGUUACUGCAGUCCUCCCAUGCACCACAGCAAAUAAGCCAACACCAAGAACAUUUUAUUCAGAUGUUAAAUGAGCCUGUUCAGGAGUCGGGUCAAGGGGGAGGUGGCAGCGGUGGUGGAGUAGCUGCUGAAGCUGGAAGCCGUCACAUGAACUAUAUUCAAGUAACACCUCAGGAAAAAGAAGCUAUAGAAAGGUUAAAGGCACUAGGAUUUCCUGAAGGACUUGUGAUACAAGCAUAUUUUGCAUGCGAGAAGAAUGAAAAUUUGGCAGCCAACUUCCUUCUACAACAGAACUUUGAUGAAGAUUGAAAGGGAGAGACUUUUAAAAAAAAUCUCACAUCACACCAGUGCAUUACACUAGCUGUUCACUGGAUUGUCUGGGAUACUUGGGCUCCUAUCCAUGAUACUUGGUAUAAGGUUUUUGUUUUGGGGGGGGAAGGGGGAGGGAGGGAAGAGGAAACUCUUGAAAGGAUAUGAGGAAAGAUGAGCACAUCUGCUCUAAAUCAGAUCAAAAGUGUAAAAUACUAUACAACCAAAAAUCAGCUUUUUUGCAGAUAUUUAGUUCCUUCUAUGAAAUGUUUAUUUCCCUCCCAAGUUUUCACUCUUUUAGUGUACUAGUUCCCAAAAUUAGUGUGGUGCCCUGCUUUGUUUCUUUUUAAUUAACAUUGGUCUUGGAGAUAGCCUUUGCUACCUAGAAUCGACAGUCUGUAUUUCAUGGUAACACUGGAUAAUGGCUUUGUAAAUUGAAAGGAAAAAUAUAUAUUUGAGCAACAGUAAAACAUUAAUGCCAAAAAUGUAGGUGGUGGGGUUUUUGCUGUUUCAGACAUAUCUAACUGCAAGAGACCCAUUAUUCCACAUGAAGUGCUAGAUUUAAAAUUAUUCAAAUUUAAAACCACUCAUUGUUUUAGAUUAUUGAUAAUUGAUUGUGAGAGAUCUUUUCCUACCCCCCCCCUUCCAUUCUUCCUUUUAUAAUCUAAAUGGAGAGGCUAUAUAUACAUACAGGAAACAUUACACUUUUUUCUUUUGGAAAAAUACUACAAGAUAACCUAAUAUUGAAUACUUCAAUGUAAGGUUACAGUAAAAAUAAAAAUUAAAGCAACCUUUGCAUGUUUGGGUUUGAUGUAUCCCUUUUUGUGAAUUGAGCACUUUUUAUUGCCAAUGAAGAAAAUAUAAACUCUCUCCAUUCUAGUGAAAGUAUUUAUGAAGAAAUCGGUUCCAUUCUACCUAUAUUUUUGUUUAAAGCAAAAUUGAUCUGAUGAAUACAGCUGCAAGUAUUUCAAAACUAGGUGUCUUAAAUGCUUGUAAUCUUAUAGUUUUCAAUCUCUGGGACUCUAAAGGAUAUUGUCAUUUGUAUUGCUUUAAGAAGGACUGUAAUGCUCCAGUAACUUGCCUUCUCUUCUGUUUAAAAGCAUUGUGAAAAUAUUUUGCUCUUGAAGAGACGUUCAGAAAUGGGACAAUAGAUGAACAAUCACGUUAUUGGAUCCUUGAAGAUUAUGCACAUCCCUUUACUUCCUAUUAAAAGUAACAUCUAAUUGUAAA
Messenger RNA from Hemicordylus capensis (graceful crag lizard), 2778 nucleotides. RefSeq names its product RAD23 homolog B, nucleotide excision repair protein (gene RAD23B). Gene Ontology annotation, biological process: nucleotide-excision repair; proteasome-mediated ubiquitin-dependent protein catabolic process. The record is from RefSeq and is a predicted model, not a curated record. The transcript is spliced from 10 exons. NCBI's taxonomy places the organism in Eukaryota, Metazoa, Chordata, Lepidosauria, Squamata, Cordylidae. Gene Ontology annotation, molecular function: polyubiquitin modification-dependent protein binding; ubiquitin binding; proteasome binding. The coding region runs from base 295 to 1548 and encodes 417 amino acids. Gene Ontology annotation, cellular component: nucleoplasm; cytosol.